Molecule: messenger RNA, 1587 nt
Organism: Cordyceps fumosorosea ARSEF 2679
Lineage: Eukaryota; Fungi; Ascomycota; Sordariomycetes; Hypocreales; Cordycipitaceae
Exons: 2
Coding region: 1-1587 (528 amino acids)
Source: RefSeq, a predicted model, not a curated record
AUGAUUGAAGCGGCCUGCAUGGACCAUCUACAGCCCGCCAGCAGCCUUCCCGAUCCAAUGGACAUCUCUGAUUCCGCCACUACGGUAGCUUCUCCGCCGUCUUCCGACUUCCCUGAGCUGCUCCCCUUCUCAGCAGUAAGUAUUGGCAGCAUGCGCCAGUUUGCCUCAAGUUUGGGCGCCACCGAGCACCCGACUCUCGCUAAUACAAGCUCCUCUUUUGCGCAGUCCUCUUCCUAUCAUAUCAGCGCCGACUGCAGCCUGCUUCUCAGCCCCGUUUCAUCUGUGGCCUCACCUCCAAUGCCGCAUGUGGUGAGGCAGUACGCCAUCUUCCCCGACAACCCGCUCAACCAUCUACCUAGCCCUCCCAAUAGCGGCAAGAUGUUCUACCCCCAUUGGAACACUACCUUCGGCAUGGGCCAUGGCCCUGGUCCAAACGACGACGUUGCUAUCCCCCCAGAAUUCUAUAUGCAAGAGCGCUGUACCCCAGACCCGGAGUCAUUCCUAAGCGCAUACACUCUCGUGGACUCGCAGAGCCAGCCGCCUCUGAACCAGCCGCCCCCGUACUUUAUGCCCGUUCCUCGCCUCGGUAGCAAUGGCCCACCAAUGAUGCACAACUGCAAGCCGAGGACGGCAGAGAGUCCACAGACCCUGGAAACGUUCUCUGAAGUUAGCACGCCGGGGGAGGGGUCUAAAGCCGAGACUACUCCUGCCAAAAGAGCUUCGAGGAAGCGAUCGGUUUCUGCCGCUUCAGAUGCCAAAAAGGACGAGGUUGACUCUGACGUACAAGACGACGGGGAUUCACAGGACGAGGUCUACGGCAGUUCCCAGCGCAGUAGCAGCGGUGGGGUGAGGAAAUCGAGGAAGAGAGCGGCCGUAAAGAGGUCUAGCGCUUCGCGCAUCCCGCCAGUCGAUGCAGGCGAAUACCAGAAUUGUUUUGGUGACUUGGUCGCUCCUCAACUCAAGGACAAUUGCCCCAAAGAGGAGCGCUGCAUCUUUUCGUCCCGGUGGAAGCACCGAAACAAGAAAGGCCAGGACAUGUGGGAUAGUAUCCAGGAGGACUACUACAAGGAGUUUGAAAAGGAGCAAUGCAAAGAGACGCUCCAAAUGAAGCUAACCCGAGGCCGCUCCAAGUACCUUAAGUGGCUUGAGAAGGAUGAGGAGCUUCUCAGACAAGCAUGGCAGAACAUGGAGCGCAACCGAUACAAGUUGAUACUUGAAGAGUUUUACAAGCUAGGAGGCUCACGAAAUAUGCUUCUGAAUCCAAGCGACGUUGAAGUCAAGGUGGUUGUUGACAUGGCGCUGGAGGAAGACGUUUAUGUGGAAGGUGUCAACGAGAUGGAAAUCCGGCGCCGUUGCCGAUUCUUGACAGGAAAGAAAAAAACAAGCGGUCGAAAUGCAGAAGAGCCCGGGAUCUCGUACAAGGGCCCGUCGUUGUUUGGACGAGCGGUGGAUGAAGAUGAAGUGAUUGACCAGGUGAUGGGCCAACAACUUGAUGGGGAUCAACGCAAAGGUUUGGCGCAGCGACGCAAGCGCAGCAGCGUGAAGCCAAGCAGGGGACCCAAAAAGGUAAAACUUGAGAAGGAAUAA